Messenger RNA from Paraphaeosphaeria sporulosa, 2937 nucleotides. RefSeq lists its product as uncharacterized. Gene Ontology annotation, molecular function: DNA replication origin binding. The record is from RefSeq and is a predicted model, not a curated record. Bases 335 to 2839 code for a protein of 834 amino acids. NCBI's taxonomy places the organism in Eukaryota, Fungi, Ascomycota, Dothideomycetes, Pleosporales, Didymosphaeriaceae. The transcript has 3 exons.
UCGCGAACCCUAUCCCGCACGCGUCGAGCGACCCGCGAUCAACUCCAUCCGCCGCCUGCCACGAGCGCACAGCGAGCCGCGCGCAUUCGCCUAGCUUGUUCGCGCUGGCCGCGACCUGCCUGCCACCUGGCGCGCGUCACCAACAGGCGCUCUGUAGACUCUCUUCGGCGGCCGUACAGCUCAGAAACCCGCACCGGUAGCCUAUCGAUUGCGGUGCUGUCCACAGUACAUAUUGGAUGGGCCAAAGUUGCGCCUGACUCGACUCACUGGCCCAAGGAGCGCUCAUGGCUCGACCCGCUUGGCCUCAGCGCAGAUUGUAGCUGUUUCCGAAACCAUGCAAGUCGACUUUGGCGCAGAGUCGGAGCAUAGCUUACAUCUCUCGUCCCACGGUCACUUUGAACAUUCCACCCACGGCAGUCCGGCAUUCUCGCCGUUCCGCCAUCCUGCCCUACCAACAAUCGACCCAGGUCUUGAGCAAAGUGCCGCGAACCGUAAUGGACAUCCUCCCAUGUCAUCCGUCCACCACUCCGCCCCGCCAAACCACCUCCUGCAGGCGGACAAUGCCUCCAUGGGGAGCGGCCACCUCGCCCACGCCUUCUAUGGCGACAUGUCGCGCGCCUCGCAGACGCCCUCGACGCCGUCCAAUGCUUCGCCGCGCUUCUCAGCGAUAUCUCCAGCUAGUCAGUCGAAGCAGAUGACCUCGAACUACGUUCCGACCGACCGUCCAACUCCCUCGCGCGAUGUUUCAGACGAUACGCUUGACCAAGCCUACGCAACCUUCAUCUUGUAUUGCAAUCCGAACUUCUCGACUGCGACCGAUACAUCCGAGUUGACGCGACUCUUUCGGACCCCUCCAAAGAGUGACGGCAAGUCGUUUAGUACUUGGGCGCUCUUUGAGCUCAUACGGAAAUUCAAUGCAGGGGAUAUCAAGACGUGGACACAAUUGGCGCUCGAUCUGGGUGUAGAACGGCCGGAUACAGACAAGGGGCAGAGCACGCAGAAAGUCCAGCAAUACUCUGUCCGCCUGAAGCGAUGGAUGCGCGCGAUGCAUAUCGAUGCUUUUUUCGAAUACAUGCUGGGUAAACAACAUCCGUACUACCUACAAAUACCGUCGCCUCACAACCCGUUCCCGGAGAACGGACGUGAUGGCGUGCCCCUGGAAGAGGACCUGGCGAUCAGAGCUCUCGAUCCGAAGUUCCGCCCGAAGCGCGGACGCAGGAAAGCAGACGAGGGCGAAGACGACGUAGACAUGAUCGACCACUCACCGGCUCCCAAACGUCCUCAGCUAGACACGUCCAUACCUUUUGGAAAUAUUCUGCAACCGCAGUCUGCGUAUCCAGGCAGCGCCCACCCAGAUCACAUGGAAGGCUUCUUAGGAGCCCAUGAUCCAUGGACGGGAUCUGCUAUUACACCAUCCUCCGCUUUGACAGCGGCAUCAGCACCUGGCCGAAUGAACCCGAACAAGAACCUUACGCCGUAUUCAGCAUCACCCAUGUCAGGGCAGCAGCUCCGAUGGCGCUUGAACACGCAGGAUAACCCGACCACACCGCAUCCCCUAUCCGCUGUCACACCACACUCAGCUCACCCGGAUUUCUUCGACGAACCUCAAUCCGCAAUCACCCCGUCGAGCUCAAAACGAUCGCGACGACGUCACGGACCCGCGGUUUCCUCGGCAUGGCCCAGCAACAGCGCUUCUUCAACAGGCAAGCUUCGCGGCAGACCGCCGAGUAAUCGCUCCGUUCGCGACGGGCCCUUUGUCACGUUCCCCGCCAACCCCAAAACCAAGGAGGGACCCACGAUAGAUGUGAACAGGAAUCCAGGAAACCUGACGCCGAUCGUGGAGCGAGCCCACUCAGACCCUCCGGCUGCAGAGCACCACUUUCGCUUCCCUCCGACCCCAGCCUCAGCCGUUUCACCCACGAACAUGGACGCCCAGAUUCCGAACGCGUCUCAGCGCGGCCAUAGACUGAGUCUGCAGGUGCCGCAGAGUCUCGGGAAUCCCGUGCGGCUGGCCACGCCCACGGUGCUGGUGAAUGGGCAGGAGAACGACGCCUCGACGAGCACCACAAGUCAACGCGCGGGCCCGCUGUACGACCAGCCCACCGAGCAAGCCCAGCACCAGCACCACCCAACAUCCUCGCCCGCAAGCCAAUUCCAAAACGCCUCCCCCCAGCAAGCGCAAACCCAAGCAUCGAUCCAGACCAAGGCUCCAUCCCCGCUCCCCAGCAUCCCCCCCGACGCCCUCAAGCGCGCCCUCGCCGCCUCCCUCAUCCGCGCCCCCCUCACCGGCCGCCGCAAGCGCCUCUCCGGCACCGAAGCCAAGGCCCUCGCCUCCGCCAUCCUCUCGCCCCUUGCCCCUCCCACCAACCCACCCUCCGCCCCCGCAGCCAAAACACUGUCCGAGCCCGCCCUCGCCAUCUCCAUAGCCAGCUGUCUGGGCCUCACCUCCGCCGUCGGCCUCGGCGCCGGCGGUCCCACCGGCGGCGUCAAGCGCGUCGAAUGCGUGCGGUUCCGCGUCGGCGGCGACGGGUACGAGUCCCCCGUGUCCUCGGACUUCUCCUCGCCCGAAGGCGAAGCCGGCCCUGAAACUGGAACCGUGCGCGAGUCGUUCGAUGUGUUUUUUGGCGUGAGUUUUGGGCCGGGGCUGGUCGGGGAGUGGGUCGUCAAGGGCGUGGGUGCUGCGGGGGAGGAGAAGUCAGAGGCAGAGGGGUUGGGACAGGGGCAGACGACGACGGCGGCGGGGUGGAAGGGAAGGUUUGAGGCUGUGCAGAGGAAGUUGGAGGAGAGGGAGGAGGAGGCGAGGGUGUUGAGGGAGAGGGUGUUGGAGGCGGUUUUGUAGGGUGGGUUGGGAUGGGGAGGGCAAGGCGGAGGCUUGCUUCGGCACUGGUUUGGGGCGCGAUGUUGCAUUUGGAUACUCGUGAGCGGAUCUUGAUACCC